UGGUCCAAAACCAGAGAAGCUGAGCCAUAUCAUACUAGAUCCUGCUGCUGCUGCUUCUGCUUCUGCUUCUUCUUUCCCCCUUUUCUCACUCCCACUCUUGAAACUUGGCUCACUCUCUCACCCCCCAAAAGAAACCACCAACAAACACUUCACCAAAUCCCCAACAAACUCAGUUACUUCAUUGCAAGCUCUAUAAGUCUAUAACACUGUUAAUUCCACCAGAGAAAGAAACAAUCACCCCCACGAAGCAAGCAAAGCAACCCAUUACGAUUCCUGCUUAAAGCACCGAUUUUGACACUGAAUCCCAAGACCCAGAUGGCGCAAUAGCCAGAUCCGUGAUUCUCCUCAAAUGGGUCACUCCAAUUCUUCCUCCUCCUCGUCACCUUCCAAGCGCGGCCACGCGCUGCGGCAAUGGCGGCUCCUGGACUUGGUCUCCGGCGUGUUCUUCUUCCUGGUGCUGCUCUUCUUCACCAUGGUCUUUACCCCGCUCGGUGACUCGCUCGCCGCCUCCGGCCGCCAGACGCUGCUCCGCUCCGGCGCCGACCCGCAGCAGCGCCACCGCCUCGUGGCGGCGAUCGAGGCGGGUGGACGCGGCGUGGAGGCGUGCCCCGCUGCGGACGCGGACCACAUGCCGUGCGAGGAUCCGAGGCUGAACAGCCAGCUGAGCAGGGAGAUGAACUACUACAGGGAGAGGCACUGCCCCAGGCCGGAGGACUCGCCCCUAUGCUUGAUUCCGCCGCCCCAUGGGUACCGGGUGCCGGUGCCGUGGCCGGAGAGCUUGCACAAGAUAUGGCACAGCAACAUGCCAUACAACAAGAUUGCUGACAGGAAAGGUCACCAGGGAUGGAUGAAACUAGAAGGUCAACACUUUAUAUUCCCUGGUGGUGGUACGAUGUUUCCAGAUGGAGCAGAGCAAUAUAUUGAAAAACUUGGUCAAUACAUUCCUAUAAGUGAAGGUGUUCUGAGGACUGCGCUUGACAUGGGGUGUGGGGUUGCUAGUUUUGGAGGAUAUAUGCUAUCUAAAAAUAUUUUAACCAUGUCUUUUGCUCCAAGAGAUUCACAUAAAGCUCAAAUACAAUUUGCCUUGGAAAGAGGAAUACCAGCUUUUGUUGCUAUGCUUGGCACUCGCAGACUCCCAUUUCCUGCGUUUGGAUUUGACUUAGUUCAUUGCUCUAGGUGCUUGAUCCCAUUUACAGCCUACAAUGCCUCUUAUUUCAUUGAAGUGGACAGAUUACUUCGCCCUGGUGGAUAUUUAGUCAUCUCCGGUCCCCCUGUUCAGUGGCCUAAACAAGAUAAAGAAUGGUCUGAUCUCCAAGCGGUGGCAAGAGCCUUGUGUUAUGAACUGAUUGCUGUAGAUGGUAACACUGUGAUCUGGAAGAAGCCUGUGGGAGAAUCAUGUCUUCCCAAUGAAAAUGAAUUUGGUCUUGAGUUAUGUGAUGAUUCAGAUUACCCAAGUCAAGCUUGGUACUUCAAAUUGAAGAAAUGUGUCAGUAGGACAUCUGUUAAAGGUGAUUAUGCUAUUGGGAUAAUUCCCAAGUGGCCAGAGAGGCUAACUGCAAUACCUCCAAGAUCCACACUCCUGAAAAAUGGUGUUGAUGUGUAUGAGGCUGACACUAAGCGGUGGGCAAGGAGGGUGGCACACUAUAAGAAUUCUCUAAAAAUCAAGUUGGGCACUCGAUUUGUGCGCAAUGUCAUGGACAUGAAUGCAUUAUUUGGAGGUUUUGCGGCAGCCUUAAAAUCUGAUCCUGUGUGGGUGAUCAAUGUAGUUCCUGCACUAAAGCCACCCACUCUUGAUGUUAUCUUUGACAGAGGCCUUAUUGGAGUCUAUCAUGACUGGUGCGAACCAUUUUCAACAUAUCCUCGUAGCUAUGAUCUAAUCCAUGUGGCCAGCAUUGAAUCCCUUAUAAAAGAUCCAGCAUCUGGUCAAAACAGAUGUACUCUUGUUGAUUUGAUGGUGGAAAUUGAUCGAAUGUUGCGUCCUGAGGGAACUGUGGUGGUAAGGGAUGCCCCUGAAGUAAUUGACAGAGUAGCUCGCAUUGCCAGUGCAGUGAGGUGGAAGCCUACCGUCUAUGAUAAAGAACCCGAAUCACACGGCAGAGAAAAGAUUCUAGUUGCGACCAAGACACUCUGGAAGCUCUAAUUCCUAUUCCAUGGAUGCACGCAACUGUGUAAUUUAGGUAAACUCCCUUUUCCAUUCUGUGGGGUUGGAGGUGUCAAAGAUAUCUUCUCUAUGCAUCAAACGGGUGCGAUUUUCUAAUUUUGUUCAACAUUCUCUCAUAUAAAGAAGAUAGUGAGGUUAAGAUUUGAAAAAGAUUGGAAGACCCUUGUGCAGUUUUAGGUGGAAAGCGGAAGCCAGUGUUGAUUUUAUUUUCUCUCAACUUAAAGAAUGGGUUGUAAUUCAAAAAUAUAUAUUUAUUAAAAAAGAAUAAUCGUUGAUUCUAAUUCAGCUACAUUUCACUCUUAUCUUUUCUUUUUCAUUUGUAUUUUAUUGUGAUUUUUUAUCAUGGAUUGAAUCCAAAUACGUAUUAGAGAUGUAAUAUUAAAUCAUUUGCGAGUA
Glycine soja is the source of this 2557-nucleotide messenger RNA. Its product is annotated as probable methyltransferase PMT13. Bases 350 to 2140 code for a protein of 596 amino acids. The transcript is spliced from 7 exons. The record is from RefSeq and is a predicted model, not a curated record. Gene Ontology annotation, molecular function: methyltransferase activity. Gene Ontology annotation, cellular component: trans-Golgi network; endosome; cytoplasm. Lineage: Eukaryota; Viridiplantae; Streptophyta; Magnoliopsida; Fabales; Fabaceae.